Molecule: messenger RNA, 306 nt
Organism: Aspergillus luchuensis
Lineage: Eukaryota; Fungi; Ascomycota; Eurotiomycetes; Eurotiales; Aspergillaceae
Exons: 1
Coding region: 1-306 (101 amino acids)
Source: RefSeq, a predicted model, not a curated record
AUGCCGUGCGCUGAGCGGAAGAAUAGCAGAAAGAAGCUAAACAACACCCUGCAUUGGUCCAUUAUUGGGGUGUCAGACCGUCGAGGGUUCAGCGGGCAAAACUCUGAAGAUAGAGAGCUGGCGGGCUGGACCCUCGACCCACAGCGAUCGACACAGUUCGGCACGAGACAUGGGACGUGCACCUUGGCCAGCAGUGAGAUGAGAGAGGUGGAAGUUGUAACCGAUUGGCUUGUCGGCAGUGGGCCAUUCAUGGUGGACAUGCAGUGGACAGCUUUGGGGGCAGCUGAACGGGCCUGGCGUUCCUGA